AUGACUUUGUACCUGCGGACGAAACGGAGACAUUUUGAGAAGGAAAGAGGUCCUGGCGGCGGGUGGAUCGGCAACCGCAAGAGAGGAAUUGAAGGCCAGUCCCUCGUGCACGGGGGGAUGGGGGGAGAUUCCUGCGUCCCUGCGGAUACGUGGAACACAUAUGGAGGCUUUGGGGGAGGCGGUGGAGGAUGCAUGGCCGGAGGAGGCGGUGGAGGAUAUACAGGUGGCAAUGCCUAUUCCGGACCUUAUCGUCAUGGAGAAGGAGGUUACAGCUAUACUUCGGGAGAAUUCGAGCACGUCACGACUACACGUUACAAAGGACCUGGCGUUGUUUACAUCAUCCCUGCUGUUAGGCGACAUAAAUUGAAUACAAAAUCACCAUUACCUUUGGACACGAAUAUAGAUAGGUCUAAAAGAGGUCUAAAAGAGGAAAGCGUGUGA
Messenger RNA from Penaeus chinensis, 441 nucleotides. Its product is annotated as ALK tyrosine kinase receptor-like. Lineage: Eukaryota; Metazoa; Arthropoda; Malacostraca; Decapoda; Penaeidae. The record is from RefSeq and is a predicted model, not a curated record. Bases 1 to 441 code for a protein of 146 amino acids. The transcript is spliced from 4 exons.